Molecule: messenger RNA, 1054 nt
Organism: Chrysochloris asiatica (Cape golden mole)
Lineage: Eukaryota; Metazoa; Chordata; Mammalia; Afrosoricida; Chrysochloridae
Gene: RAB10
Product: RAB10, member RAS oncogene family
Exons: 6
Coding region: 94-696 (200 amino acids)
Biological process (GO): cellular response to insulin stimulus
Cellular component (GO): insulin-responsive compartment; Golgi apparatus; recycling endosome
Molecular function (GO): GTP binding; GTPase activity
Source: RefSeq, a predicted model, not a curated record
CGGCCUGAGAACGCCGGAGUGAGGAGUUGGUCGUAGUGAGAGGGACCGAUCCCUUGGGGCCGCCGACGGCGAGAGCCUGAGCCGCUCCUCCCAAUGGCGAAGAAGACGUACGACCUGCUUUUCAAGCUGCUCCUAAUCGGGGACUCGGGAGUGGGGAAGACCUGCGUCCUUUUUCGUUUUUCGGAUGAUGCCUUCAAUACCACCUUUAUUUCCACCAUAGGAAUAGACUUUAAGAUCAAAACAGUUGAAUUACAAGGAAAGAAGAUCAAGCUGCAGAUAUGGGAUACAGCAGGCCAGGAGCGAUUUCAUACGAUCACUACCUCCUACUACAGAGGAGCAAUGGGUAUUAUGCUAGUAUAUGACAUCACCAAUGGUAAAAGUUUUGAAAACAUCAGCAAAUGGCUUAGAAACAUAGAUGAGCAUGCCAAUGAAGAUGUGGAGAGAAUGUUGCUAGGAAACAAGUGUGAUAUGGACGAUAAAAGAGUGGUACCUAAAGGAAAAGGAGAACAGAUUGCAAGGGAGCAUGGUAUUAGAUUUUUUGAGACUAGUGCAAAAGCAAAUAUAAACAUCGAAAAAGCAUUUCUCACAUUAGCUGAAGAUAUCCUUCGAAAGACCCCUGUAAAAGAGCCCAACAGUGAAAAUGUAGAUAUCAGCAGUGGAGGCGGCGUGACAGGCUGGAAGAGCAAAUGUUGCUGAACGUCUUCCUGUUCCAUCAAAUGCCAUCCACUACCCCGUUUUCUCUUGCUGCAAAAUAAACCACUCUGUCCAUUUUUAACCCUAAACAGAUAUUUUUGUUCCUCAUCUUAACUAUCCAAUCCACCUAUUUUAUUUGUUCUUUCAUCUGUGACUGCUUGCUGACUUUAUAAUUUCCUUGAAACAAACAAAAUGUAUAGAAAAAUCAUGUCUGUGACUUCAUUUUUAAAUGUACUUGCUCAGCUCACCACUGCAUUUCAGUUGUAUUAUAGUCUGGUUCUUCUUAUCAACAUUAAAACCUAUAGCAAUCAUUUCAACUCUAUUCUGCAAAUUAUAUAAGAAUAAAAGUUAGAAUUAACAA